AUGGAGAAUAACAACAACAUCAUCCAGCUGGAUGAUAUGUCCGAGUCCUUGUUUCUGAGAUCCGGAGGGGAGAAUGAGACAAGAAAAGAAGACAUAGCACUUGAGCAGACAUGCAUGCUAGAUAUAGUUCCGAGCAAGGCAGUUUAUGAGGAAGCAGAGCCGCAGGAAAAAAAGGCCUCAGAGCUGGACCCGGUUUCUUCUCGCGAAUUAAAUCACUUUAUCAGUGAAGCUAUAAGAUUGACAUCGCUUUACUCUACUCUUCAUUCUUCAAUCGGAAGUCACAGCUACAAGUCUUUAAGUCCAAGCGCCGCGACUUGUGUCUACGAUGAAAGCCACCUCACUAUUGACCAGUUCGCCCAACUUUGUAUCCGAUUCCUUGGGGAUAAACUACCUUCAAUGGUGUUUGAACAGUUUAUCGAGUUCAUUAAGAGUAACUAUUCUGAAACGGAGGAUGAGCGAAAAGUGAAAAUGGCGGAAUUGAAACGGGCGAGGCGUUUAGCGAGAAAGCUUGAACUAGUGGAUCAGCUAUUUCUUCUUUGGGACAAUGAAGGUUCUGAUCGAAUCAAGUUGGAACAGCUUAAAAACUACUUACUCAAGUACAAGUCAGGAAUUCUCAGGCCCCAGUUUAAAAUUGCCUUGCGCGAAGUCUCUGACCUGCAUAGAUCAUCGUCCCAUCUCUCCAUCGCUGGACAGGCGUUGCAAACAGCCUCCGGUCAGUCGACAAACGCGCUUCCGCUGACCACAGUCCAACCACUUCCGAGCGGCCAACAACCUGCCAACCAAGUGGGCCGUCUUGCUCUCCACUUGAUACUGACCAAGUUGGCCAGAUACCUGGCGAACCAGACGACACGCCUUCGGCAGAUGAGGCCGGCCAGCGGUGAAGAUGAACUGGAAGAGGACGUAUGCUUUGAGGAGUUGGUCGUCUACUUGACGGGCUGCCUCGAAUGGACGCUGACGGAUCGUCUUCGUGGUCAGGCACGGCGUCGGUGGCUCGAGAGCAUCGGGAACAUGGCGAUCGCUUCGACCACCAGCCUUGAACCUCUUUUUGCUUUCCCAAAAGUUGUUCUCAUCCCGGCUGGAGUGGACUGCAGUUUCGACCUUGCAUUAGUCUUAUCAACAUCCUCAGCGGGAGUCGAACCGCUUCCAUCUGUCACGGUUCGACUCCCGCUG
Messenger RNA from Protopolystoma xenopodis, 1170 nucleotides. The record is from the annotation of a GenBank genome assembly. Lineage: Eukaryota; Metazoa; Platyhelminthes; Monogenea; Polystomatidea; Polystomatidae.